AUGACAAGCACAGAGAACGGCACCAGCCGGCCGUGGGCCGAUGGGCCAUUUGAUCUAAUUUCCAUUGCAUCACUGGGCUACAAGCCCGGGGAGACGGUUGAGCCAUACCACUCCAUGGCCGCGGAAAUGAUUAUCGUCCAUAAUUGCUUGAUACGAGGCAUCAAUAGCGUCUAUCUCCAGUGCGUCAAUGUGGAACGUUCAUCGGCUAGUGUUCCGGCAUUCAUCAAAUACGCAAGCUCAUGGGGCCAAAUCCUUCAUGCUCACCACAUAACUGAGGAGAAGUGGAUUUUUCCUGAGAUUGAGGCGAUCACUGGCGAGAAGGGUGUCAUGGAUGUCAAUGUUCAGCAGCAUCAUGCCUUCGAAGAGGGUCUGAAAGAAUACACAGCCUAUUUGCAGAAUGCUGAAACAGGCAAGGAAAAAUACGAUGGAGCAAAGCUCAAGAAUAUUAUCAACUCAUUCAUGCCUGUUCUCUGGCAGCAUUUGCAAGAUGAGAUCUUAACUCUCAAAGCCUUUGACAAGUAUAAGGAAAAGACCGACUGGGCCAAAUGGACAAAGGAUACAGCCGCAAAGGUGGUGAAAGCAACCCAGACUGCUGCUGGCAUGGUUGUGGAUUUACCCUUCAUGGUUCAUAAUCAUGAGGUUGCAUUUGAACAAGCUGGCAGCUGGCCGCCGAUCCCAUCUUUUGUAUUUUUCAUUCUAAAAUUUCUGUAUUUCGGAAAGAAUUCCGACUGGUGGCAAUUUGCACCUUGUGACAAGAGCGGCAAGGCCAGAGAUCUGCCUUAUGCGCUAUGA
Trichoderma virens Gv29-8 is the source of this 792-nucleotide messenger RNA. RefSeq lists its product as uncharacterized. The record is from RefSeq and is a predicted model, not a curated record. Bases 1 to 792 code for a protein of 263 amino acids. The transcript has 3 exons. NCBI's taxonomy places the organism in Eukaryota, Fungi, Ascomycota, Sordariomycetes, Hypocreales, Hypocreaceae.